GCAGCUUUUUACUGGCCAAUGCGCAGAUUGUCGACUACCCAAUUGUCUACUGCAACGAGACAUUCUGCAAAAUAUCCGGCUUCAACCGAGCUGAGGUGAUGCAGAAAUCGUGCAGAUGCAGCUUCAUGUACGGCGACCUGACCGACAAGGACACGAUCGCACGGUUCGAGGAGAGCCUCGAGGACCAGAACCAGGACCAGUUCGAGAUCUUGCUCUACAAGAAAAACCGUACUCCACUAUGGCUGCUGCUGCAUUUAGCGCCCAUCAAGAACGAAAAGGAGGUGGUGGUUCUGUUCCUUCUGACGCUGAGAGACAUAACCGCUCUCAAACAGCCCAUCGAGGCAGAUGACAACAGAGCGAGUCUGUCCAAGUUCGCCAAGCUGGCCCGCUCGGUGACUCGGUCCCGGACCGUGCUGGCCUCCCAGUUCGCCUCCAACGUGUCCGGCGUCAAGGAGAAUGGCAAACAGUCCAACAUCGCUCAUAUGAUGUCUCUCAGUUCGGACGUGCUGCCCCAGUACCGUCAGGAGGCGCCCAAGACGCCGCCCCACAUUCUCCUCCACUACUGUGCCUUCAAAGCCAUCUGGGACUGGGUGAUUCUCUGCCUCACAUUCUACACCGCCAUCAUGGUGCCGUACAACGUCGCCUUCAAGAACAAGACGUCGGAGGACGUCAGCCUGCUCGUGGUGGAUUCCAUAGUGGACGUUAUUUUCUUUAUAGACAUUGUGCUGAACUUUCACACGACAUUUGUGGGGCCUGGCGGGGAGGUGGUGAGCGACCCGAAGAUCAUCCGAAUGAACUACCUCAAGUCGUGGUUCAUUAUCGACUUGCUCUCCUGCCUGCCGUACGACGUCUUCAACGCCUUUGAUCAUGACGAAGAUGGUAUCGGCAGCCUCUUCAGCGCGCUGAAGGUGGUCCGUCUGCUGCGGCUGGGCCGCGUGGUCCGCAAGUUGGACCGCUACCUCGAGUACGGCGCCGCCAUGCUCAUCCUGCUGCUGUGCUUCUACAUGCUAGUGGCUCACUGGCUGGCCUGCAUCUGGUACAGCAUCGGCCUCUCGGAUGCCGAUAAUGGAGUCACAUACAGCUGGCUGUGGAAACUGGGCAACAUCACCCAGACGCCCUAUUCGUACCUGUGGUCCAACGAGACCAUGUCACCGAUCCUGGUCGGUGGUCCCUCCAGGAAGACCAUGUACGUGACGUCACUCUACUUCACCAUGACGUGUAUGACCAGCGUCGGCUUCGGCAACGUGGCCGCCGAGACGGACAACGAGAAGAUCUUCACCAUCUGUAUGAUGAUCAUUGCAGCGCUGCUGUACGCUACCAUCUUCGGUCACGUGACGACCAUCAUCCAGCAGAUGACCUCGGCCACGGCCAAGUACCACGACAUGCUCAACAACGUGCGCGAGUUUAUGAAGCUGCACGAGGUGCCCAAGGCGCUCUCGGAACGCGUCAUGGACUACGUCGUUAGCACGUGGGCCAUGACCAAGGGCAUUGACACGGAUAAGGUUCUCAACUACUGUCCAAAAGACAUGCGGGCAGACAUAUGCGUCCACCUGAACCGUAAGGUGUUCAACGAGCACCCGGCGUUCCGCCUGGCCUCUGACGGCUGCCUGAGGGCGCUGGCCGUCCACUUCACCAUGUCGCACAGCGCUCCGGGCGACAUGCUCUUCCACACGGGCGAGAGCAUCGACACGCUGUGCUACAUCGUCUCCGGGUCGCUGGAGGUCAUCCAGGAUGACGAGGUGGUGGCCAUCUUGGGUCAGGGUGACGUGUUUGGAGACACGUUCUGGAAGGAUCCGACCGUUGGCCAGGCGGCGGCCAACGUGAGAGCGCUCACCUACUGCGACCUGCACACCAUCAAACGGGACAAGCUGCUCGAGGUGCUCGACUUUUACCACGCGUUCGCCAACUCGUUCGCACGCAACCUGGUGCUCACCUACAACCUCCGACAUCGGUUAAUAUUCAGGAAGGUCUCCGACGUCAAGAGGGAGAAGGAACUGGCCGAAAGGAGGAAGAACGACCCGCCUCCCGAUAUAAGUCAGGACCAUCUGGUUCGGAAGAUCUUCUCACGGUUCAAAAAGUCUAGUGACAGAUCCAACAGCCAACAGGGACUGAGGGACCUGGAGGCCGGUCACAGGACGGAGCCCGACACGCCUGCCUCAGCUGCCGGCGGCGGUGGUGGUGCGGGAGCCGCGGCGGUUACGAGCGUCGACGAUCCCUCACCACCCGCUCUGGGUGCCGUGAGUGCGGCGGGAGCCACCGGUGGGACUGUAGGAGGAGGAAUACUGUCCUCCGUCAAACUGCCCAGCGUUGGAGAACAGCAGGCCAUCAGCAAACGCGCGCGGACGAGGUGGGGCGCCCUGGGAGGCGGCGGCGGCGGGGGUUCGGCCAGUGUUGCAGCUGCCGCCGGAGCAGCCGCUGCCGCUGCCACCACUCCGUCAGAGGAGAAAAAGGAGAAACCCAAGAUCAAGUGGGGACCGAAAGUGGCGCCGCCGCCGCCGGAGCGGACUGAGGCCGGUGCGGACGAGGCGGCGCGACCUCCGCCGGUGGAGGAGCCUGCUCGACCUCCGGCGGCGCCCGCCAAACGGCUGGAGGUGGUCGAUCCGGUGCAACUGGUAGCCGGCGCCACGCAUCCGUCUGAGCUUCAGCAGCUGCUCUCCAGUCUGAUGGACUUCAAGGUGGACCUCAAGCUGGAGAUGCAGAAGCUGCACCAGCGGAUCGGUCGACUAGAGGACUCUCUAACCGAUGUGUGCGGACGCGUGCCGUACGCGGCCAGCCCGGCGCCGGGCUCGCGGCCAUCCAAAGACCGUGGCGCCGGCAGGCGGAGCGAUAGAGGCGCCGCAGCGGACAAGGCGAUUGUGCAAAACCAGACUCGGCCGUCCGGUGCCGUCGCGGGGGCCGAGGCGGCGGCCGGCAAACGGCCGAGCAGGCCGCGGUGUCAGUCGGCCACGGCGCGGGUGAGUGAGGACAGUCCGACGGACUCGAUGGUGCAGCGAAUGCUGGAGGACGAGAUCGGACGGCCGGGCGACAGCUCGCCGCGGCGGCACCCCAUUUACGGUGACGAUCGGCCCGGCUCGCCCGAGGAGUACUUGUAGUGCCGCCGAUCGCCGCCAGGUGUCAGUAUACGCCAGCCUCUCAGCACCUUCUGCCUUCUCUGCAAUUCCGCACCAAGUCCUCGAGGUUGUCCGAGUCUGUCCGCUAGACGGAGCAACGAUAGACUGCGACGAACGCGUUCACACUUCACUCUGUUGUUAAGGCGAUUUGUAGGUAUAUAACAUUCGUUUUUGCCUCCAUGUUCAUUCUUCUGAACAUGGUCGAGUGUAUAUUUCAUAUCGAAUGAAUUUUCGCCGAUCGUUUCAAUAUCGGCCAUGUUGAUUACUGAUAGGAAGUAUUAUUCUGGGAGAUUUUGAUGUCAUAUGAUUGAAGGAUUUCCAUGAGAUUUAGGAGAGAUAUGAUCACUUAUCGGACUGAUUGAUCUUGCAUGACUACGCGAAGAACAUUUCCCAAGGUCCGCUUGCGACGUUCGGCUUCUCCAGAAAGCAGGGUGUCCGAAAUUUAGUACUGCGACUUCAACAUUACGAUGGCCACCGUUAAGAUAUAUUAACUGAAGCAUGACGAAUUGUAUACCGGUCUUAACGGCAGAAUACUGACACAUUUUGUUACAUUUUUAAUUCGAAAGAGAAAGAGAGAAAUCCCUUAAUUACUUUGUCUCUGUUAUCACAAUACGAUACACCAAGCAUCGUGCACAACUAUAUAGUAUUAUAAGUGGGAUGGGUAAUUUGCGACGCAUGUUCCUUAUACUGUUAACGAUGAUGCUUAACUUGAUCACCUUCCCCUCAAAGUGCGCGUGACAUGAACUACUACCAAAUAGUAUGCAUGCCUAUUGCCUGUGCGUUAUUUUCUUAUAGAUUCGUUUAUGUUUGACGGUUUUCGGGAAUGUCACACGGAAACAUUCAUGCUGGUCCUGCAAUUUUGGUCUGCUCGUAUAUUGAUACCAUGUCAUGAAUAUUUGCUCCUAUUAAACUUGUGAGUUAAUAGUUGAAACAUUCCUUGAAGGCCGAACAAAAGCGUUAGCUGCCUCAGGACGCGUUGCAUGUAUGCACUGACUUUGACAAUUUAGGUUCGCCAUCGGCGAAACAUUUCGGAAAGCUGGCAAGUGGACUGAUUUUGCAGGAUUGUCCAGGGUUGUUUUCUUCUUGCUGUUGGUUCCAUGCGUAUAUGUUAGGUACAUUUUGAUCCUAUGUGAAAUGUGCUUACAUGCUGGUGUGAUACGAGUCAACAAUUUCAGGUCAGGUGGAUGUGAAUCUGCCGGUUAACUUUGUUCUGGAUAUUACAGGAAAGUGAAGCGCUUAUUUAGUUAUUUUUGAACAUGUCAGCAGUCGUCUUAUUUGAUUAUUGGUUUAAAUAAUUGAAUGUUGGCAGCUGAUUUAGGAUUAUUUAUUAUGCCCGACAUCCGCUGUGCGCUGGACUUUGGACCGUUUGAAGGUGUCCGUUUGUGAAGGUAUAAGUGAUUCGGCUGUGUGAGAGCGGUUGUCGUGGGGUAACGGUGAGCGUGCGCCCGUGUGUUAGGUGCGUGGCUGUCGUGGGGUAACGGUGAGCGUGCGCGUGUGUUAGGUGCGUGGCAGGACGUCGGUUCGUCACGAUGUGGCUGGUGGGCCGUGCGGCUUCCUCAGACGCCAUAUCACUGGGUGCCGCCCCGCCCGGCAGGCACACCCAUCCAAAUCACAAACGGAUAUAAGCAAUAACAAUCUCAGACGGGGAGUUGCGCCGGGGCUGCGACUCCAUUCGAAGACCUGACAAGUGUGUGUGUACAUUAAUUGCGAAAGAAAAUGUACAGUUUUAUUCUGGAAAACGGUGACAUUAUUAAUAGGAAAAUAUUGGUAAGAAAAGGCUACUCUGGCUACGUUUUGGUGGGGACCCGUUACUACAUUUGAGCUUGUAUUCCCGGCCAAGAUUCGGUGCCGUAAUUGAACCUGUCGAAUUGCAUGUGCACCGCCCGUACCGGGCUGUCCCAAUACUCACGAUGUCUGAUGUGGAAUAUUCAAAACGUAUCUGUGAUUUAGACAUAAACAAUGACGCCCGCGUUGGUAUACAAGUGCUGAAGUGGACGCAUACGCCCUUACCAAUUGUUGACAUGUAGUUCUUGAUUACAUCGUGUCACUGUAUAUAUUCAUACUUUGACCACCGUUGUAAUAGAUUAUCGAUACAU
Amphibalanus amphitrite is the source of this 5206-nucleotide messenger RNA. Its product is annotated as potassium voltage-gated channel protein eag-like. Gene Ontology annotation, biological process: potassium ion transmembrane transport; regulation of membrane potential. The record is from RefSeq and is a predicted model, not a curated record. Bases 99 to 3092 code for a protein of 997 amino acids. The transcript is spliced from 12 exons. NCBI's taxonomy places the organism in Eukaryota, Metazoa, Arthropoda, Thecostraca, Balanomorpha, Balanidae. Gene Ontology annotation, cellular component: membrane. Gene Ontology annotation, molecular function: voltage-gated potassium channel activity.